UUUAGGUGUGUCGGUUUUGAUAUUUGGCGGAAAAUGUCUGAUACAGAAGAUGAAAAUAUACCGAGUGCUGCUGACUGUGAGAGGCGAUGUCAGAGCUUUGCAGACAUUACAGGAACGGAUACGGCUCUGGCCAUGUUUUAUCUCCAAGACAGGAACUGGAAUGUGGAGGUUUCAGUCAAUGCAUUUUUUGAGGACCAAGAUGUGACAGACCAUGACAAAGGAACUAAGAGAGGGGGAUCAGAUGUCACAGAAUCUGGAGGAUCCUCCAAGCAAAUGAAAAUUGAGAAACAUAUUGAAGAUCCAGAACCUCAAAGAAUUCGUUUGCUAAGUUGGAACAUUGAUGGCUUGGACAAACCAAGUGCAGAAAAAAGAACUACAGAAAUUUGUAACAUAAUCAAGAAAGAAAAUCCCCAUGCCAUUUUACUCCAAGAGGUGACAAACGAUACUUUACCAAUUCUUCAACAGAACUGUCCUAGCUAUAAAAUCAUUCCAGGAGGAUCCAUUGAGUAUUUCACUGCCAUCAUGUUAAAGAAUGACUUUGUCAAGUUCUUCGCAAAGGAGAUACAGCCAUUCAAGAAUACUGUUAUGAUGAGAAACCUGCUGGCAGUUCAGUGUCAGAUUAAGGGCAUACCGUUUACCUUGAUGACCUCCCACCUGGAGAGCACUAAGGAGUACGGAGAGGAGAGGAAGCAGCAACUGAAGCAGUGUUUUGAGGCCGUUAAGGCGGCUCCACCCACUCAGAAUGUCAUCUUUGGAGGAGACCUUAAUAUGAGAGACAAAGAGCUAAAAGAAGUAGGAGGGAUUCCUUCAGGAGUCUGUGAUGUUUGGGAGGCCACAGGAUCCAGGAAGGAGUGCCUCUACACCUGGGACAUGAUGAGAAAUACAAACUUGGUGUUCGACAAAUUCAAGCCUCGCUGUCGAUUUGACCGCCUCUAUCUCAGACAUUCCAAUCCUACCACCAUCAAACCUGUGUACUUUGAACUGAUUGGUUUAGAGAAAGUGAAAUCUUGUGGAAAGUUUCCUAGUGACCACUGGGGACUGUUAUCUCAUUAUGAUAUAUUGAAUAAAACUUGAAUAAUUACA
Messenger RNA from Saccostrea cuccullata (small rock oyster), 1083 nucleotides. RefSeq names its product tyrosyl-DNA phosphodiesterase 2-like. Lineage: Eukaryota; Metazoa; Mollusca; Bivalvia; Ostreida; Ostreidae. Gene Ontology annotation, cellular component: PML body; cytoplasm. Gene Ontology annotation, molecular function: single-stranded DNA binding; 5'-tyrosyl-DNA phosphodiesterase activity; protein binding. The transcript has 6 exons. Gene Ontology annotation, biological process: double-strand break repair. The coding region runs from base 34 to 1074 and encodes 346 amino acids. The record is from RefSeq and is a predicted model, not a curated record.